Paramacrobiotus metropolitanus is the source of this 2043-nucleotide messenger RNA. Its product is annotated as chordin-like protein 1. The transcript is spliced from 9 exons. The record is from RefSeq and is a predicted model, not a curated record. Lineage: Eukaryota; Metazoa; Tardigrada; Eutardigrada; Parachela; Macrobiotidae. Bases 297 to 1595 code for a protein of 432 amino acids. Gene Ontology annotation, molecular function: protein binding.
ACACGCGCCAGCCCCGACAUUUCAAAACGGCAUCUUCCAAACCACUUUCCAUCGAGUACAGUCCGCCUGAUUAACAGUUUGAACCCAGUAUAUACCUUAACUGACCUUAUCGUUAGUUUUUCCUUUUGCAAGUUAUCUCCUGAAUUUUGGGACAUCUGCCGUUUGCACGCUUUGGUUUCGUUGGCAUCCAGAUUCCGGCAGCUUUAGCAGUGAGUGACUUUGCCGGAUAUAUAAGAAAGACGCGGGUUUCUUUUGACGGCGUUGCCGAAGAAGAGCGAACCAGUGACCUUUGGAAAAUGCUUACUCUUUGGUCCGGUGCCAUUCUGUUUGUGAUCCUUGGGAGUUUCGUGGGGGCGUUACCCUUGAACGAUUCAUGUGAAUUCCAUAGCGGCAAGAAGCUUAUUUAUCCGGUUGGAGCCACAUGGGAAAUACGCGUAGGCAGCUAUAAGGAUUUUCAGUGUUUGGACUGCUCGUGCUUACCGCAUUCAACUGUCCGAUGCGUACCAUCACGAAAAACAUGCCCGACACUGGACAACUGCUUGAAAAUCGAGCAAGUGCCGGAUUCGUGCUGCCCCAAGUGUACAGAAGUGAGCAACGAGCCCGAGCCGGAGCCGGCGGCAGACGUAAAUCGGCAGUCGAGCAUCACGGAAAGGCGCAGUGUGGAUGAAUGCUAUCAUGCCGGUGCCGUCUACGACAACGGUCAACGCUGGUCACCACACUCGAACACCACCGCUAUCCGCCCCAUGGAUGCCGAUAAUCAAUGCAUUCAGUGCUACUGUCAGGAUGGUCAAACGAUGUGCUACCUGAAGACGUGCCCAGUACUUUCCUGUGAUACUGUUUUCGCAGCCGAUAACUGCUGUCCCGUUUGUGCAGAAUCCAACCAGUCCACGGAAGACGCCGAAUCUACCGCAGAACCAGGAAACGAUUAUGAAAGAUAUGCCGAAGUUCCGGACGAUGGAAAUAUAGAAUGCGUUUCCGGCAGCGAACGGUAUGAAGAUGGCAGUCAGUGGCAUCCCGUUAUUCCACCGUUUGGCCGCAUGAAGUGCGUACUGUGUGAAUGUGAUAAUGGGCAGAUCAAAUGCAAAAAGGUCACAUGCCCGGACAAGCCCACCUGUGCCAAUCCGAUAACCAAGCCGGGAUUCUGCUGCCCUAUUUGUCCCACGGAAACGAAUGAAAUCGCCAACGUGAGCGCCAGUGGUCCGUAUGUGUGUUUGAAACAUCGCGACUACUUAGUUUACGAGUAUCUGCACGGUACCACCAUGGAGAUCGCCAUGCGGUUACCGGAAGAAGAAAUGAUGUGGAUCAGCACAUGGAACGUCAACGCCUAUCAGGAUACGAACGUUUCCUCUAUUGAAUUGAAGAUCUGGGAGUUCAGACGCAGCAAACCUUUGGAAAACUACAAAUUUUUGGGAAUUGCCAAAUCCAAGAGGGCCAACCGCUUUUUCCGGCGUCUGAACAAGAUCCGUCAUACUUGCCGGCAUCGUUGCAGUAAGCGUAUGGAACGCUUAAUUCAGAUGCUACGGAUUCAAGCCGUGUACACCGGAAGUAAAUCCAACUGCCCGGACAGUCAUCGGCCCGUCGAUACGCGAUUGUAAACGCAGGGCCUCGGUGACAUUGAGCUUAACCGGCAACCGAUCGAGGCGGCUACGUGACGUCAAAGCGGCCAGGCCACAGCUUCGACACAAGACACUGCGGCUGGGAUUUAAUUCGUGCACAACGGAUCUCAAUUUCAAUCCGAACACGCAUAAAGCGGGGACGAUCGAGACGACUGUAAUAAAAAAUGCGGACACGUCUUCGUAACACAAACUCAGACUAGAAGAGUUUACAAACGUGUUUGAUUGGAAUUCUACAGUGUAUAGUAAUGAAGUGUAUUUAUUUAAUGGAGAAUGCAUGAACUUACUUUGUCGAAAAGAAAUUUAGCUUUUUGGAAUUAAUUUAUUUGCUAGAUUAUAUCAUACAGAUAAAAGCUGUAUUAACAAAAUACUGUACACAUAUAACUGGCAACAGAAGAGUGUAAACAUUUUUGGCCAAAAUAAACGCUUG